CUGGAUGUUUGUAUCAGCAUUGAACAAUGGGAUUCUAUUUUUCCUGUGCUUUUGCGCCGUUGGCUAAUCCAGAAGUAACACUGGCCAAGGUGCGCUUCUUCCUCGCCGUCCUCGUUCGGUUCGUAGCAACAGUCUCGAAUACUCUACAUCUACAUCGUCGUACUACUACUACUAUCUUGCGUAGUACUAGUAUUAUACUAGUAUACUCAUGACGUUUUCUCGCCAAUCCACGGGCAACGACAGCAGCUGCCUGGACACGACCGUGGCCUUGCCUUUCGUUGCCAGCAAAGUCGACCAAGUGGUGCAAGUGCGACCGAUGAAAGCGCCGCGAUCGUUGCCUCGGUCCACGUUGCCGCCGCCCGCCGCCACCACAUUAAUCCAUGCGUUCCAACGCACCGUCCAACGCUAUGGCUACCAGAAAGCAGUGCAUGUCAAGUGGCAGGACAAAUGGCAUUCCCUGACAUGGCGGCAAUACUACACCCGUGUCCAAGAGUUCAUGAAGAGUUUGAUCCAUGUCGGCAUCCAGCCCCACGAUGUGGUUGCCAUCUCUGGCCUCAACGCAAUCGAGUGGAACGUCGCGUACCUUGGCACGAUCAUGGCUGGCGGCGCCGCGACGGGCAUGUACGUCAACUCGUCCAAGGAUUUGAGUUUCUUUAUCGCACAUCACUCGGAGGCGCGAGUGAUUGUGUGCGACAGCGUCGAUAGCGUCGAGAAGUUUGUGUCCAUUCAGCCGUCGUUGCCCCAUCUCAAAGCGAUCGUGUUGUGGGGCCACGACCUCCCAUCUACGUAUGCAUCAUCCUUGCCAGUGUACUGUUGGCAACCCUUUUUGGAGCAAGGACUGGCCAUCACCAAAGGCACCGUGCGACGACGUAUGCAGGCGAUUACCGCGGGCCAGUGCGCGUCGAUCGUGUACACGAGCGGGACGGGGGGCACCCCCAAGGGCGUGAUGAUUUCGCACGACAACUUUUGCUUCAACGCGUGGGCGAUGGAAGCGGCCGCCACGUCAUCGCAGCUGUCCCACCGCGACGUCCUCGUGUCGUACUUGCCAUUGGCCCACGUAACCGCGCAGUUGGUGGACAUCGUGCUGCCGCUGUGGGUCGGCUACGAAGUGUACUUUGCCCCAGUGGUGCGGAAUGGUCCCCGCCUGGGCAAAACCCUCAAAGAAAUCCGCCCCACGCGAUUCUGCGGCAUCCCGAGCGUAUGGGACACCAUGGCGGUCAAGUUCCGCGAGGUGCAAGGCGCGACAUCCGGGCUCAAGAAGCACCUUGUCUCAUUUGCCACGUCCCGAGCAUGGAAGAAGACUGUGCAAAGUCAGUACGGGAGCACUGGGGCGUCUCCGUGUGGGGCCGGCAUCGCAGAAAAGCUCGUGCUGUCCAAGGUCAAGGCGGCGUUGGGCCUGGAUCGAUGCAAAUCGUUUUCCGUGACAUGGGCGCCCCUCCGCCGUGAAACCACCGAGUAUUACGGCGGACUCGACAUGCCGAUCCUUGCGUUCUUUGGGGCGUCAGAAACCACUGGCGUCGCUACCAUCAACAUGCAGUACGGAUGGAAGCUCCACUCUGUGGGACGCCCACUCCCCGGCACAGAAAUUCGACUUCAAAAGCAGUCGACUGAAAUCCUAGUCCGCGGGCGGCAUGUCAUGAUGGGGUACCUCAAGAACGAAGCUGAGACACGGUUGGUUCUAGACACGGAAGGGUGGCUGCGCUCGGGGGACGGAGGCGCCGUGGACGACGACGGGUUUUACUCGAUUUCUGGACCCUUGCACGAGCUCGUAACGACGGCUGGGGGCGCCGUGAUCGCCCCUGUAUCGCUGGAAACUGUGCUCAAGCGCACGAUUCCAAUUCUGUCGCAUGCGAUGGUCAUCGGGCAGCAGCGGGAGUUCCUUCUCGCCUUGUUUACGCUGCGCGUCGAGUCGGAUGAAGCGGAUCGACCGACGGACAAGCUGGAGAUGUCCGUCCGGACGUUCCUGUCGUCGAUUCGGUCGAAUGCGACGACGUUGGCCCAAGCCCAAACGUGCCCGAAACUCGCCACGUACCUCGACUCGCAGCUCCGCCAAGUCAACAAAGCCACGAGCAAACUCUCAUUUGGCAACUUUAUCCAGAAGUUCGUGCUCCUUCCAAGGGAGUUUAGCGUCGAGGGAGGGGAGCUCACGCCGACGCUCAAAGUCCGCCGCCAGGCCGUCUGCGACAUUCAUCAUGGACUGAUUGAAUCCACAUAUGCCUGAGAUCGAAACGAGUCUAUAUGUAUGUAUGUACUUUAAAGUAUGUAAAUAGUCUAAGUGCCACAACCAUUGAAAGAAGAAGAAGAAGGC
Aphanomyces astaci is the source of this 2308-nucleotide messenger RNA. RefSeq lists its product as hypothetical. The record is from RefSeq and is a predicted model, not a curated record. Gene Ontology annotation, cellular component: endoplasmic reticulum; membrane. The transcript is spliced from 6 exons. Gene Ontology annotation, molecular function: long-chain fatty acid-CoA ligase activity. The coding region runs from base 209 to 2221 and encodes 670 amino acids. NCBI's taxonomy places the organism in Eukaryota, Oomycota, Saprolegniomycetes, Saprolegniales, Verrucalvaceae.